AUUUGGCACGGUUAUUUCUUUUCUUAUAUAUAAAUAGAAAUCUUAAUUCGUAUUAAUAUGAGCAUUAUCCAAAAUACAUGAUAAGAAACCCGGAGGAUUAGAAAACCAAACAUGCAAUUCAGACAAAGAACAAGCAACUUUAGCCAGAGCUUGAGCUGACUUGUUCGCUGAACGCUUAACAUGACAAAAGAAAUACGGGAAAAAUGUGUCGCCACGGCCGAGCUGCUCCUGCAACAAACAGCCCCCUAUCAUCUCUUAGGCACCAUCCCAGGCCACAGCCUAAUUCCCGCACAGCUGCAUCAAUGUUUAAUUUCAUCCGCCCCCGAGGCCGGUCUACUCUAGCAAGCCGCAGUUUGCUUCCGUCCCACGAGCUCCAUCUUCCGGCCAGUUUGGACUUGGAUCCACCCUCCCACCAUUGUAGCGGCUUUGCUCAUGAAAGUGGGUGCGGAUUGAGAGCUUCCCUGCCAAACACGUUGGUUUCUUUCACACCAAAUAGCCCAACAGCCCCAAAUUAAUUUUUCCAACACCUCUUUUCCAAUUAAUAGCUCUCCACGCCUCUGUAGCAAUUUCGCAGGAGAUGAACAAAUGGCUCAGAGAUUCAUCCGGUUUCCCACACAGUCCACACUCCCCAGAACAAGUCACUCUUCUUAAUUGAAGAUUGCCCUUGAUCGGCAAGCAACCAGUGCAAAGUUGCCAAAAGAAGUUUUUUAUUUAGGAGGAAGCUGCCAAUCCCACAUGACAGUCCAACCUAACCAGCCCUGUGGUGAACAAUCAUCAACCAACAUUCUAUAACAGCUCUUCACUGUGAAAAAAGAUCAUUACUCUCCCACCUCCAACAAAGUUUGUCCAGAAUCUCCCUUAAACUAACUGGAAUACUCCUGAUAAGAGAGAGAUCCCUGUCAUUAAACAAGUCCGCCAGUACAUCCUCAUCCCAUUCCCGGCCCGUGACAGCAAAUAUGUUAGCCACCGAAGCCUCCUGUAAUCCACUAACUUCAGCCAACAUAACCCUGAGGUUAGACGGGUCUGGUAACCAUGGAUCCUUCCAUAUACUAAUAGAAUUGCCAUCUCCAACUCGCCAAUAAAACUCAUUACGAAUAAUAUCCUGGGACUGGAAAAUACUUCACCAAAUAAAGGAAGGAUUAUGGCCAAUAGAGGCAUUUAAAAAAACUCCCUCUAGGAAAGUAUCGAGCCUUAAAGACUUUCCCUGCAAAGGAAUAAUGUGCUCUUAUUUUUUAAUGAGUAUUUAACAUUAAAU
Cuscuta europaea is the source of this 1255-nucleotide messenger RNA. The record is from the annotation of a GenBank genome assembly. Lineage: Eukaryota; Viridiplantae; Streptophyta; Magnoliopsida; Solanales; Convolvulaceae.